AUGUAUCUGAAUUAUUUCGCCACUGAAAUCUUCCAUCGAAGUGCGGUCUGUGAGUCAGAGGCUUGUCGUUCAUCAAAAACAAUGAUUGCUGACGUGUUCAAAUGGAAAUUCGAUGCAAACGAACUGUGGAGUCUUUUGACGAAUCGAGAUGAGACGUUUCCUCAUAUUAGAGGACGAAAGUUCAUUGAUGAACACUUUGGAUUGUUUGCUCAGAUGACAAUUGCUUAUGUCGUCGUCAUCUUCUCCAUCAAAAGAUUCAUGAGGGAUCGUGAACCAUUCCAACUUACAAAUGCCCUUCGUCUCUGGAACUUCUUCCUCUCGGUCUUCUCAAUCUAUGGGUCAUGGGCAAUGUUCCCAUUCAUGAUUGGACAAAUCAGACGUUUUGGACUUUAUGGAUGUGGAUGUGAGGCAUUGUCAACUCUUCCGAGUCAAGCAGAAUAUUGGUUGUUCUUGACGGUGUUGUCGAAGGCUUUGGAGUUUGUCGACACGAUUUUCUUAGUUCUUCGUAAGAAACCACUCAUCUUCUUGCAUUGGUACCACCACGUGGCUACAUUCCUUUUCUUCUGCGUCACCUAUCCAACUCCAUCGUCUCAAAUUCGUGUCGGAGCCAUCGUUAACUUGUUUGUGCACGCAUUCAUGUAUCCAUACUACUUCAUCCGAUCGAUGAACAUCAAAGUGCCGUCGAAGAUUUCAAUGGCUAUCACAGUUCUCCAAUUGACUCAAUUCAUGUGUUUCAUCUAUGGAUGUACCUUGAUGUACUAUUCAUUGGCAACUAAUCAGUACACGUGCGACACUCCGAUGUUUGCCCUGAACACUACAUUCGGUCUGAGUCUUUCUUAUUUCUUGCUCUUUGCCAAUUUCUUCAACAAAUCGUAUUUGCAACGAGGUGGAAAGGAACGAAGGGAGAAGAAGAUUGAAUAG
Molecule: messenger RNA, 921 nt
Organism: Caenorhabditis remanei
Lineage: Eukaryota; Metazoa; Nematoda; Chromadorea; Rhabditida; Rhabditidae
Exons: 6
Coding region: 1-921 (306 amino acids)
Biological process (GO): fatty acid elongation, polyunsaturated fatty acid; sphingolipid biosynthetic process; fatty acid elongation, monounsaturated fatty acid
Cellular component (GO): endoplasmic reticulum membrane
Molecular function (GO): fatty acid elongase activity
Source: RefSeq, a predicted model, not a curated record